Molecule: messenger RNA, 4011 nt
Organism: Rattus rattus (black rat)
Lineage: Eukaryota; Metazoa; Chordata; Mammalia; Rodentia; Muridae
Gene: Eqtn
Product: equatorin
Biological process (GO): endocytosis; fusion of sperm to egg plasma membrane involved in single fertilization; acrosomal vesicle exocytosis
Cellular component (GO): plasma membrane
Source: RefSeq, a predicted model, not a curated record
ACACGUAUCGUCUUUCCCAGAAAAAAAUUUAAAGUUUCUUUUUAAAAAACUAAAAACAUCAUAACAAAAAAAUUGAAAUGAACCAUAAAAUGGAGUCACAAAGCUCUGGGCAUUUCCCUGGCGUUCUGUUUCCCAAGAACAGUGAUGUCAUAAUGUCCUAUUGAGUCUUAGGACCUUCUGGGCCACAAGAAGAAAGUCCUGAGGAGACAGUAGAUUGCUGGAUAAAUCACACCAAUUUCCCAAUGGAUUUUAUACUGUUGUUCUUUUUAUCUGGGGUUUUCCUCCCGAACAUUUUCAGUCUACAGCCCACUGUGGAACAGGAUCCUGGUGUGACGAUUUCAGAUGAUCAGUAUUAUGAUGAGGAAGAAAAUAAUACAGAAGAGAAUUCUGUUAUUUUCCAAAAAUUAGAAGAUAAUGGAGAUGAUACUCCUGCCAAUGAGAAAACUGGCAAUUACUAUAAAGACAUAAAGCAAUAUGUGUUCACUACACCAGAUUCAAAAGGCACGAAAACUGAAGUGUCUGUGACAGCCACAACGGACCUGAAGUUUACUAUGAAGGACUAUAAAUCCAGCAAAGCAACUGCCAGUGGAGAAGAAGAUAAACGUAGUGAAACCUCUCGUAAAAGCUCAACCCCCAAUGUGCCUGCAUUCUGGACAAUGUUAGCGAAAGCUAUAAAUGAAACAGCAGUGAGCAUGGAUGAUAAAGAUCUAUUUUAUCAAGCAAUUCCAGCCUCUGAUUUAAAUUCUACCAAUGAAGACCAGCUGUCAGAGCUAGAGGAAAUCAAGCUCAAGUUAAUGCUGGGAAUCUCACUGAUGACACUUAUUCUCUUAAUUCCCCUCUUGAUAUUCUGUUUUGCCACACUGUACAAAUUGAGACACCUACGCGACAAAACUUGUGAGAGCCAAUACUCCGUCAACCCAGAGCUGGCAACUCUCUCUUACUUCCAUCCAUCAGAAGCAGAUACAUCUUUUUCCAAAAGUGCAGAGAGCACAUUUUGGGGCCACCCUUCUUCAGAGAUGAAACAAUCCAGCAUAAGAAGUUCAAAAUCUAAAUCUAUGGAUUUUUCUGCAGGUUCUAAUCAAACAGUCUUAACCGAAGAGUCAAGCUUUCUUCCUCCUGAGGAGUCGGGUAAGGUGGUCAUCAUUGAGAGUAACACAGUGAAUCAGGCUGAAAUCACGGAAGAAAGAAUCUCUGAGUAAAUAACUUUAAUUCUUUGGUUAUAAAAACAGACCUGUGUUUGUCACAUAAAUGUUCUCCUUUUGAUACUGCACAUUUCAGAAACAUCCACAUUUUCUGACUUCCUAAGGACAUUCAAUAAAAACUAUCACAGUUAUUAUGUUAUAAAAGUUAUUUAAAAGAAAAUGUACAAGGAAAUAAUUUAAGGGAAACUUGUCAAAUAAGCUCAUCAGAUAGUCUAGAGACUAUGACAGGUCUUCGUGGCUGGAGGUACCUCACUGAUAGAACCCUAGCUGAGUAUGCUCAAGACCACCUUGGAGCUACCGAUCCACCCACGCUUAGAGCAAUAAAACCUCACACUAAGACUCAUCUUUAAAUGAGGGCAUUUACAUCUUUACCUUUACAUGUGCCUGACUACUUUACUGCUGUCUACACCAAAGUUAAAAAAAAGUCUGGCUUAUGUUUCAUUAGCUAAACAGUGGUACCAACAAGAGAUAAAACUAAGCCAGCAAUGAAUACUGCUAGCAUUCUUGAGUUGUUUUGAGGCUAUGCAGCUGCUCUUACUGGUCAGGCGGAAAAACAUGGCCAGCAAGAUAGCUCAGCUAGAAAGUGCUUGCCAUAUAGAAGCCUGACAACCUGAGUUAGAUCCCUGGAACCCAUGGAAUGAGCAAACCGGGACUCAAUUCCUGCUUGUCCUGACAUCUCCAGGUAUACUGUGGCAUGGGUGUAUGUGCCCAUACAAACAUGAUAGUGAAUUAAAGAGUUCCUCCAUUUCUAAAAUACUUGUAAUCUUUGGGGAUAACAUGUUGUGCCAGUAAAUCACAGAAGAGGUCCUUUCAGCGGGUAAUUUCCUAGAGAGGGAGUUGUUAUUGUUUACAGCUCUCUCUCCCACCAGUCACAUGCACCCAGGAUCACUGUGCUGUAACUGGGAAGACACUUCAAAGUCUGACUUUAUUAAAAACUAUAGAAGCUAUCUAUACAAAGGAUAUUUCAAUUUAUGAAAUAGAGAUACCGUGUCCUUAAGUGGAACCAUCCUAGGGCAGGCAUCUGGUCAUUUAUUUGUAGGUAUGUGGAUGUAGAAAAGACCCAGAGCAGAUGCCAACAGGCCUCCAUUUACUGGCUGCCGGACACUUUGCAUCACACUGAGUUACACUAUGCCAUGAAAGACGCAUUUAUUUCACAAACCAAGUUAUGGAAUCUCGUGGGCUGUGGAUGUCCUUAGUAGGAUGCUUCUGUAGCAUGCAGAAGGCCCCAGUUUCUGUCCUCAGUACCAAAUAAAUCUGGGCAUUAGCGGUACACACCUGCAGUGCCCACACCGGGGAAGGAGGGACAGGAGGAUCAGAAGUUUAUCUUUAAUUACAUAGGGAGUCUGAGGCCAGCCUGGGAUACAAACCCAUGGAAUCUCAGGUGAGCCAGAGCCAUGCCUUACCUGAGUUGCUUGAGUGUGGCUAUGAUCCACAAAAGGUCAAAGGCCCUUAGGGACAAGGAAGUCCAGAGGACAUUAGCUUUCGCAGUGUUAUUUCAUCUCAUGAGAAGUUCUUUUUACUGUCUUUGGCUUAGCAAGAUGUUUCUUCUUCCCUGUGGAGCCUAGAGUCACUUCUCUUUCCCCACCACUUCGAGAGUCCUUUAGGUGCUCUUUUCUCUCCAGACUCUGUUUCACUCACCAUUGGUUGAGAGGGCAAUGAAGUUCCACCUUUGAGUAGCUGUGGACUACAUAAGCCUCUACCCAUGAGAGAAACUCGAUUACAGGGCAGGCGUUCACUUUGUCCUGAUCCUGCCCAAUAGUGGACAGUUUCUGAGGCACCGUGGGUCGCCCUGAGCAUUUGCUACCCUCUGCCAGUUCCUUUUGCCAUUUCUCAGGUCUUUCUGACAGUUCUAGGGCUGGAUUCAAGCCUGUGUACUGGCACCUCAAGCCAUGAAGGCGGGUGAGGGGUCAGUGAGCUCAAAUGGCUGCUGGCGCUUGAAUGUAGCAAGGCACUAAGGAGUUCAGUUGAGUCUCCCAGUGUGGAAGGCCUUGUGAGAAGAUGGCAGGAGGUUAUCACUAAGGCCACUAAUAGUGCCUCGUUUUCCCCUCUGUCCCUCCCCCAUCCUUAGAGGUGUGAGGAAUUUUCUUGUUUGAAAACAGUGGAAAAGUCCACUUUCAAAUCAAAAUGUUUCUAGUUGUAAAACAAAGCGUUAUAAGGAAGUUUAAUGACUCUAGUAUUACUAAAAUGGGCAAAAGUGACAUGUUAACUAGGUUUUGAAAGUUAUUCCAGUAUGUUGCCCAGUUAUAGAACCCAGGUCUGGCACGCACAAGGCCCUGGGUUUAAUCUCCAGCAGCACAAAAACAAAACCAACAGUAAAACAAACAAAUCAAAAAACAAAACACCACCUGGCUUUCCAGACUCCUGACAAAACUGAUAGAUAUUUAGAAAGGACAGUCAGUAGGGAUGUUUGAGGAAGCUGGGUAGAGGUACAUGAAGGAUGUUGGACAGUCUUUCCUGCUCUACUGUAGAAAUGAGAUGACAGCACACAGACCAUGUACCCUUGUCUCCUGCUAAUCCUCUAAGCUGUCCAUUAACCUGCCUUUCCCGAGCAGGUUCCACAGAACCUGGCUUGCUUUUCUCCAGCAGCUGACAGGUAUCUCCCCAUUCUAAAGCACCCAGGUCUCCUCAGUGCUUCCUCGUACGCCACUCACCCAGCCUUCAAGAACUGCUUUAAGUUCUGCCUUGCGAUAGCUUGGGUUGCAUAGUAAUCACUUCUGCUCAGUUUCCUUCUGCUUGUACUGUGGGCCAGUUCUUACAGACUGGCUGAGGUAGGUGAGAGAACUUGCCUGAGACCUCGGAAUCAAACCAG